Thalassophryne amazonica is the source of this 2609-nucleotide messenger RNA. Its product is annotated as protocadherin gamma-C5-like. The coding region runs from base 137 to 2602 and encodes 821 amino acids. The record is from RefSeq and is a predicted model, not a curated record. Gene Ontology annotation, molecular function: calcium ion binding. Gene Ontology annotation, cellular component: plasma membrane. NCBI's taxonomy places the organism in Eukaryota, Metazoa, Chordata, Actinopteri, Batrachoidiformes, Batrachoididae. The transcript is spliced from 2 exons. Gene Ontology annotation, biological process: homophilic cell-cell adhesion.
UUUUUUAUGGUAGCGUUUUCCCAGAACUGCAUGGUGGAUGUUGCUUUGGGAUUGAAAUACAUCAUCCAGCAAUGGAUUAUAACAAUCUGUUUUUCCGUUUUCUCGAUUGGAAAUAGCACAUUGUAACGGAUCUGGAAUGACAAAGAGAAUGGGACACAGAGGCUGGAGAUGGCAGCAGGCUCUUUGGAUUGUUCUUUUCUUCCUCCUGUGGAGGACAACAAACGGACAGACUCGUUACAGCAUCCCGGAGGAACUGAAACCGGGUUCUGUGGUAGGAAAUAUAGCCAAAGAUCUGGGUUUGGGGCUGUCGGAUGUUUUUAGCCGCAAGCUUCGUGUCGCCUCUGAGGCUGAUCAGCAGUAUUUCAGUGUGGAUGUGGGGAAGGGCGAGCUGGUGGUGAACGACAGAAUAGACAGAGAGACAAUCUGCGGACAAAGCGCCAGCUGCAUGUUGCCUUUACAAGCUGUAACAGAGAAUCCGCUCCAGCUAUACCGCAUCGAAAUAGAAAUCAGGGACAUAAACGACAAUUCUCCGCUUUUUAUCACAGAGGAGCGAUCGUUAAAGAUAGCAGAGUCCACCGUCACGGGCACGCGCUUUCCUUUAGAAACCGCGCAGGAUUUGGACGUAGGUAGUAACUCGGUGAAGACCUACACUCUGAGUAAAGAUGAAUGUUUUAGUUUGAAGGUGAAAGAACUGUCUGGUGACCGUAAGGUUCCAGAGUUGGCUCUGGAGAAAUCGCUGGACAGAGAAAAGAAAAGUGUCCAUCAUCUAUUAUUAACGGCGCUGGACGGAGGCAGUCCUGUUAAAACUGGAACCUCUAAAAUUGUAAUUACGGUACUGGACAUCAACGACAACGUGCCUGUUUGCACAAAGCCGCUGUACAAUGUGACUGUGCAGGAGAAUAGUGUCGCAGGUUCGGCUCUGCUCAAAAUUGAAGCCACGGACGCAGACGAUGGGGUUAACGGGGAGAUUGAAUAUGCGUUUGCUGAGCACACGCAGCAGCCACUGUUAAACCUUUUUCAUCUGGAUUCGAGGACGGGCGAACUGUAUUUAACAGCUCAGUUAGAUUACGAAACCGGCACCUCUCAUGAAUUGCAUAUUAGCGCAAAAGACAAAGGAGUUCCUGAAAUGGAGGGCCACUGCCGCGUGCACGUGGCGGUAAUGGAUAUUAAUGAUAACGCCCCUGAAAUAGUUCUCACUUCAAUGCCAAACCCCGUGCGCGAGGACGCACCGAGUGGCACAAUCGUGGCUUUAAUCAGAUCGCGAGACCUUGACUUUGGCGCAAACAGUAAAGUGACGUUAACGCUUCCAAAAGGUUCUCCUUUUAGUCUAAAACCGUCAUUUUCUAAUAAUUACGUGCUGGUUACCAGCGGUGUUUUAGACAGAGAGAGUUUCUCAGAAUAUAAUAUCGAGAUAACAGCCACUGACUCAGGCUCUCCUCCUCUGUCCAAUCAGAAAACUGUAUCUGUGAGCGUCACUGACGUCAAUGACAACCCUCCCGUGUUCACUCAGUCCUCCUAUAAUGUGUAUUUAAAAGAGAAUGGACUCCCAGGUUCUGUUCUGUUCUCAGUUUCAGCAUCUGAUGCUGAUUUUGGGGAAAACUCCAGAAUCUAUUACUCGAUCCUGGACUCUCAAGUGCAAGACGUGUCUGUGUCAUCUUAUGUCUACAUUAACUCAGAUAACGGCAGCAUCUACAGCAUGCACUCGUUUGACUAUGAGAAGUUGAAGGUGUUUCAGAUUCAGGUGCAGGCAAAGGACCAGGGCUCUCCGUCUCUCAGCAGCAACGUCACUGUCCAUGUUUUUAUCCUGGACCAGAACGACAAUGUCCCCGCUGUUAUUUAUCCCUCCUCCGCUGCCCUGGGCUCCCUGUCUCAUCAGAGGAUGUCCCGCUCUGCUAAAGCGGGACACCUGGUCACCAAAGUGACGGCCGUGGACGCUGACUCGGGACAUAACGCGUGGAUCUCAUAUAAAGUGUCGGAUGCCACAGAUGCAUCUUUGUUCACUGUCAAUCAGUACACAGGGGAGGUGAGGACUAAACGUGCUGUGUCCGAGCACGACGAGUCCUCUCAGAGGCUGCUUAUAGAGAUCAAGGACGACGGAGAACCGGUCCAGUCCGCCACGGUCACCGUGUCCAUCCUGCUGGAGGACAGUCUGCACGAGCCCAUCUUGGACCUGCGGCACAAAGUGUCCGAGCCCAGCAAGAAAAGUGGGAGAAUCGCCCUUUAUCUGAUCGUGUCUCUGUCCUCGGUGUCCGUGCUGUCUCUGGUGACUUUUGUCAUCUUAGCUGUUAAAUGCAUCAGGACCAGCAGAAGCAGCGGAAGUUGCUGCACGAGACGGAGCGACUGUGAUGAUUACAAGAACCCCAACAGGAACCUGCAGAUUCAGCUCAACACUGAUGGACCCAUUAAGUACGUGGAGGUCCUGGGAGGAGACAUGUUGUCUCAGAGUCAAUCCUUCAGGUCCUGUCUGUCUCCCAUGUCAGAGUACAGUGAUUUCACUUUGAUUAAGCCCAGCAGCACCACUGACUUUAAGGACAUGAUCAGUGUCCUGGAUGCGUCUUUACCCGACAGCACCUGGACCUUUGAGAGCCAACAGGUGAGAUGAAACCAGA